This is a messenger RNA of Folsomia candida, 1192 nucleotides long. Its product is annotated as zinc metalloproteinase nas-13. Gene Ontology annotation, molecular function: zinc ion binding; metalloendopeptidase activity. Lineage: Eukaryota; Metazoa; Arthropoda; Collembola; Entomobryomorpha; Isotomidae. The transcript has 3 exons. Gene Ontology annotation, biological process: proteolysis. Bases 1 to 1116 code for a protein of 371 amino acids. The record is from RefSeq and is a predicted model, not a curated record.
AUGGGGAAAUUACCAACGAUCCUUUUACUGUGCUUUGGGAGCACAGUUGCCACCCAAAAUGGAACCCUUUUCGGUAUAUCGCCUUUCGGACCCAUAAUCGGCGUGCCGGUUAGCCCUGCUCCUUCAAGAUUUUGGCCCGGGGGACGCGUCGCGUACCAAAUCGAUGCUAGUUUCGAUUCCACAGAUCGUGCCACUUUGGCCGCUGCGAUUGCCGACUAUCACGCCAAGACGUGUAUCCGGUGGGUCCAGGCGAACGAGGCGGCGCACGUGGUCUUCAUCCGGAACAGGGCGGGAAGCGGGUGCGCCUCUACUGCUAGUUGUUACACAGGGGGGAGAACGACUGCGACAUUUGAAACGUGUGUCAGUCGAGAAAAAAUGGUUCAUGAAAUGGGCCACGUCCUAUGUUUUGGCCAUGAGCAGAAUAGGAAUGACAAAGCGGGGUGGAUCUAUGAUUGUGGCACGGAAAAAUAUGAGCAUUUGAACUUUGGUCAUUUAUACGACUAUAUGAGCAUAAUGCAUUAUGGGUGUUGGUCAUGCAUCGCCCCGACGAGGGAAGGGGUGUCUCUGGAUCAGUGCGAGUCACGAGAUGGUCUCUCCAUCUUGGACGCGGAAAAGAUUAAUGACAUGUACAACUGCGGGGGCUGCCAAUCCUACCGUUUCAGGUUCCCCCAUAUGCUCAGCGGCACCACAAACGUGGUCCUUGGCGGGUCAGAACCCUCCGGCGAGCCGUACUACGUCUGUCGGGCAUUUGUCAAGGGGGAAAUCGUGUCGGGCAAAAGCGUCGUGCGAGGAGGGGUUUGGAGUUGCUGGGUCCCUCACGGCGGGUCAGAGUAUGGGGUCCCGAACCAGGAGGAAUUUGAAGUGCUGACGAAUCCCGCGAACGUAAAUUUGCGCUGGGUCGCAGGUGGGGGUGGGGCCGUUCCAGGGAAUGCGAUUGCCUCGGGACGAACUGCGAAUGGUGAACCGGUUUAUGUUUCUCGAUGUCGAGCAAAUAUUAACGGACAGUUGGUCAAUAUUCCGGGCAAGGUGUAUAAAAGUCGGGCAGGAGAGGCGUUCUACCCAUACGGCGGGGCGGAGGUGAAGUGCACCGUUUUCGAUGUGCUGGUUUGUGGAUGAGAAUUUUAGGGACGUCAUUACCGUAAAUAUUCUUGAGGAUGAAAUACACAUAAAUAAAUCAUCUUUAGAAUAAAUA